GUGUGUGUAAAGCACUCGGCUUUGUGUUGUGAUGGUACAGGAGAGCUGAAGGGGGCCCUCCUCCUGCAAGGGCUUGCCUUACUACAGGGAUCUGCAUCCCAACUGCCGGAGGAUACUUCCCCGCUCAUGCUGCGGCCGUAACCGUAUUUCCUUGGUAGUUUCUGCUUUGGCAGGAAGAGCUUGUUUUAACCUGCAGUGCUGUCAGCCACAGAGAGGUGGUGCUUGGCUUUCUGCUCCUGCUUGCUUAGCUUGAUGGGUUGUGAUUUUUUUGGUAGUCUGUGUGGAGGGCCCUGCAGAACCGCACAGGUCAGCAAAAUACCUGUAAGCUUAGGAUGUAUGGGUUUGUGGGAAUUUUGCUUUUACAUGCGAAGGGCCUGGUCCACAGUGCAAAUCAGGUGUUAGCUCUUUUUACAAGCCAGAGCGGCUCUCAGCAGCUCUGAGGAUUGCAGAGAUCUGGAGAGAUGUCAGCCCCCGUGGUGGGACCCUUCUGGCUGUCUCUGGGUUUCCAGACUUCUGGGUGACUCGUGGGGGCAGACAUAGUUGACUUUGUGAUAGGAACCCUAGGCAGAAAGUUUCAAACCUUGCUCCUUUCCCUGGUCUUGCUUAAAUGACAAGGUAUAACUAACUCACAGGACUUGUUUUUCUUGAUUUAGAAGUAUCCUAGUUAUUCCCUCUUCCUCUGAGUCCUCUCUGAGCAGCCACUUCACAUUUGGCUCUGCAAGGCAGUGCUGUGGCAGUGCUACAGGCCAUCUCAGCUGAUGGACAAACAGCCUUCGGAAAUGACAGCAGGAGAGACUUGCAUGCUGUCCCACAGCCAGUGGACACCUGUAUAGAGAGACUUAAUUACUACUGCUUAAACAGUGUUUUUCUGUCACCGGUCUCUUAAUUUUGUGUCUUCCUUCCUAUCAGGUAGGACAUGCUAUCUACAUUGCUUUUAGAGUUGAAAGGUUUAGACAGCCAGCCUGCUUUUAGGGGUAGAAAAGGAUCUGUAAAGUACAGCCCAUGGCUGACAACCCCAGGUUGCUGCUGUCACGCCGAUUUCUUCGCGGGAGGAAAAGGGGGGGAUGACUCCAAGUUCAGAGGAAGCAGGGACCUGUAGGAACCUGUUUUUUCCCUCCCAUGCAGUUGCUCAAUCAGGAUCGGAAUAGCAGCUGCCCUGCCUCUCCCUUGGGUUACCGACUUCAGCUUUACUGGCAAUUGCAACACCAUUGUAAAUGUUUAACCCUUUGCUCACCUGCCUGUGUUUCUGGGGUGCUGUGGACCUAAUGCUUCCAGUAACAAGCAGAGUGUUGUAUUCCUGAGUGACGGUGUGGUCCUGGGGACAGGGGCUCUGCCAGCACCAGGCAGAGCGGCUGUUGCAGCUGCGAGGUGUAGUUGGUGUGAUGUUCUGCCGGGGCAGGGUAUGGCUGAGGCCUGAGGUCUGGGAACAGUCUUGGCUGGAUAAUGAUUGCCAAGAACCAAGGUGACCAGCGCUGCCAGUACCAAACAGGGCUGGGACAAAGCGGCACGGGGAGCGUAGGAAUGUUUUCACUCGAUGGGACUGCGGGGGGGGGGGGGGGGGGCAUGCCUGCCCCGGGGCCUAGGGCUCGGGGAGGGCCUUCCCUCAACUGCUGCUUCCCACAGGACUGUUUCCAGAGCGCGGGCAAGCCCUCUCCCUGCGGGCGGGCAGCUUUCCUCUUGUGUAAAUACCUGUACAAAGAACUAAUCAAUAAAGCGCUGAAGGAAGGGCUGUCGCUCCUGCCUCUCAUUCCGCACCUCUCCCUCCGCCGCGGCGCUGACGGGCACCAGCCUCCCUCCCUCCCUGCACCGGCUCUGGGGCUCGCCCUUGCCCCGCAGCGGUGCUCUCCCCGGGGGCCGGGUCUGCCGCUCCUCCCUCUCAGCGGGCAGGGCCGGAGCUCCGCUCACCCCCGUCCCUCACGCCGCCAUCUUAGUGUGGGCGAGGCGCUGCGCGCUCCCGGCGUGCCCCGCGGCACCGGAAGUGACGCGAGCGGCGCGGGCGGAAGCGCUGAGGAGGCAGCGAGGAGGCAGCAUGGUGGCGGCGGGCGCCCACCGGCCCGGGCCGCUGAAGCAGCAGAACAAGGCGCACAAGGGCGGGAAGCACAGCGGGUCGUCGCAGCGCCGCGCUGGAGGCCGCGUCUCUGUCAAGGCCCAGCCCCGCCGGCGGCUCCGCGAUCUCAGCAGGGUGGACCGGCGGCACCAGGCGCUGCAGCUCCGCCGGCAGCGCAAGGAGGCGGUGCUGGCGGAGAAGCGGAGCUUGGGCAGCAGGGAUGGGCCCCCCCACCUCGUGGUUCUGGUGCCACUGCAUAGCAGGGCUGCAGCCCACGACACCCUCUGCUUGCUGCAGAGCCAGGACUCGGCUGUUGUCCGUGUGGAUGAGGGGAGAACUGGUGGCUUUGCGCUCCUUUGCCCCCGACUCAAGCAGCGCUGGCAUUUUGUGACAGCACAGGCAGGGGACCUUCACGCUGUCUUAGACCUAGCAAAGGUUGCUGACUCCCUCCUGUUCAUCCUGGAUCCUGCAGAUGGCUGGGACAGCGUGGGGGAGCACUGCCUCUCCUGCCUCUUUGCACAGGGGCUCCCCAGUUAUGCUCUUGCUGUCCCAGGGGGCACUGACUUGCCACCUAAGAAGCGGAUAGAUGCUAGGAAGAAACUUGCCAAAGCGAUUGAGAAGCGCUUUCCGGAGGCCAAGCUCUUCCCCCUGAACAUGGAGCAGGAGUCCUCGCUGCUGCUGAGGCACCUUGCCACCCAGAAGCAGCGGCAUCUCGCUUUUCGGGACAGGCGGGCUCACCUGCUCGCCUAUGCUGCUGAGUUUGUGCCCGGUCAGGAGAGUGACCUAGUUGGGACCUUGAAGGUGUCUGGCUUUGUCCGGGGACAGACCCUCGACGUGAACAGCCUGGUGCAUAUUGUGGGGCAUGGAGACUUCCAGAUGAGCCAGGUGGAUGCCCCCCCCGACCCCCUCUCUUUGAACCCCCGAGUGAUUAAAGGACAGAAGAGGAGUCAGGACAUGGAGGUACAGGAUGACUCUGUAAAUGGUACUGAUGAGAUGGAGGAAGAUGUUAAGGUCCUGAUGAAGGCAGAUCCAAACAAGCAGGAAUCUUUGCAGUCAGAAGUGGUUCCUGAUCCUAUGGAAGGGGAGCAGACAUGGCCUACUGAAGAAGAACUGCAAGAAGCAGAGGCUUCUCUGAAGGCAAACAGGAGACUGGUGAAGGUCCCCAAAGGCACAUCCAAGUACCAGGCUGCCUGGAUUGUGGAUGAUGGAGAAGGCGGCAGUGAGAAAGAUGAUGAUGAUGAUGAAGAGGAUGAUAUUGAUGAUGAUAUGAUGGAAGAGGCAGUUUCCCAGGAGGGGGAAAGCAGUGAGGAGGAAGAGGAACCUGCAGAGGAGGAGUGCGAGACUAUGACUGUUUCUGAGUGCUUGCGGGAUGACCAGUAUGAUGAGAAGGUGGAGGAAGAUGAACAGAUGCUGGAGAGAUACAAACAGGAGAGAAUGGAUGAAAUGUUUCCAGAUGAAGUGGACACGCCACGUGAUGUGCCUGCCAGAGUCCGGUUCCAGAAGUACAGGGGGCUGAAGAGCUUCCGGACUUCUCCGUGGGACCCCAAAGAGAAUCUCCCAAGGGAUUAUGCCAGGAUUUUCCAGUUCCAGGACUUCUCCCGAACCAGAAAGCACCUCUUCCGGCAAAUAGAGAAAGAGGAGACUGAAGGAGCCUUGGUUGGCUGGUAUGUUACACUUCAUGUCUGCAAUGUCCCUGUCUCAGUGAUGGAGAGCUUCAAAGGAGGGAAGCCCCUAGUCCUGUUCUCGCUACUUCCCCAUGAACAAAAGAUGUCCGUGUUGAAUUUCCUGGUGCGUCGGCAUCCGAGCAACAGCGAGCCAGUGAGGGCAAAGGAGGAACUGAUCUUUCACUGUGGGUUCAGACGCUUCCGAGCAUCCCCCCUGUUCUCCCAGCACACCUCAGCUGAUAAGCACAAGCUGGAGCGUUUCCUGCGCCCGGAUGCUGCCCUGGUGGUGACUGUUUACGCUCCCAUCACUUUCCCUCCUGCCUCAGUGCUUCUUUUUAAACAGAGAAGUAACGGAAUGCACGACCUCAUCGCCACGGGUUCUCUGCUUUCUGUGGACCCAGACAGAAUCGUUGUCAAGCGGCUGGUGCUCAGUGGCCAUCCUUUCAAGAUCUUUACCAAGACGGCUGUCGUGCGAUACAUGUUCUUUAACAGAGAGGAUGUGAUGUGGUUUAAGCCAGUGGAGCUGAGGACAAAAUGGGGUCGUAGAGGACACAUUAAGGAGCCAUUAGGGACCCAUGGUCACAUGAAAUGCCACUUUGAUGGACAGCUGAAGUCCCAGGAUACUGUGCUGCUGAACCUCUACAAGCGCGUUUUUCCUAAAUGGACUUAUGAUCCCCAUGUUCCAGAGCCCGUGCCGUGGGUGAGGAGUGAGAGUGCGCUGCCGGUGCAGGAGGUGGAAAUGGAAUAAGUCUCCAGCAUGGCUAAUGCAGUUUGUGCCUUAGCUCCCCGGAUGCUGUUCUCAGCCCGUGCACAGCAAGGACAGCACUGAUGUCUUGGACGUAUUACUGCUGGGGUCUGUACAGGGGCGGCUGUCUCACCAGCUGCUGCUCAGGUACCAGCUACAGCUAUUUAUUUUAAUGGAAAAUGUUUUAAAAAACA
This is a messenger RNA of Harpia harpyja (harpy eagle), 4650 nucleotides long. It is a transcript of the gene TSR1, whose product is annotated as TSR1 ribosome maturation factor. The transcript is spliced from 15 exons. The coding region runs from base 2030 to 4459 and encodes 809 amino acids. Gene Ontology annotation, cellular component: nucleus; preribosome, small subunit precursor. NCBI's taxonomy places the organism in Eukaryota, Metazoa, Chordata, Aves, Accipitriformes, Accipitridae. Gene Ontology annotation, molecular function: U3 snoRNA binding; GTP binding; GTPase activity. Gene Ontology annotation, biological process: endonucleolytic cleavage of tricistronic rRNA transcript (SSU-rRNA, 5.8S rRNA, LSU-rRNA); maturation of SSU-rRNA from tricistronic rRNA transcript (SSU-rRNA, 5.8S rRNA, LSU-rRNA); ribosome biogenesis. The record is from RefSeq and is a predicted model, not a curated record.